CCAUUAUGAAUAAUAAAGAAUUUAUAAAUGAAUGCAAUUGUCUUAAUAACGGUGAUUUUGUUAUGGUUACAUCUUUAGGUGUAUCAAUUUGGACAUUUAAUACACAAAUUAAUAAAAUAGAGUUGAAUUAUUGUUGGAAUGAUGGGAAUGUUUGGGAUUGGAAUAAAGAAAACGUAAUUAAACUUUUUGAUGAUGAGAAAGGAUUUAAGAAAAAAUAUUUUUUCCCACCAUCAUCAUAUAUUGGUAUAAUACGUUAUAAUUCUGCUUUCUCACAACCACCACAACUAUAUAAUAAAGAGAGUAACAGUGAUAAAGAUAGGUUUUUUUUUAAUGAAUUAAUAGAAAAACAUAUUAAUAAUAAAUUCUUUUUAAUACUUUAUGGGAAAAAACUUAUAGAAGAUAUUAUUAUAGACGAUGAUGACGAACUGCUACGAAAGUUGUUUAAAGCGUGCACCAAGCAAAUUGUGAAGGAUAAUGAAAUUAUAAAUACGCAGAUAUUUAAAAUAUUUUCUCAAUCAAUCACUGAAAUAUUUAGAAAAAAUCAAUCAUUUUUUGAAGAAUUUAUUACACAAAUUUCACUUUUUUGUGUCCUUCAUGUAGAAAAAAAGAAUCAAGUUUUAAAACAUCUUUCUCAUUAUCAAUGUUAUAGUAGUUUAUCUGAAUUAACAUAUUUAGAUUCUUUAGUUGAUACUUUUUAUAACUCUUUUCUAUAUAAAAAGAUUAUCCCUUAUUUAUAUACAAAAAUUGCAAAUCUUCAUUUAUAUAAAAAAAUUGUUUUCAUGUUUCCACCACCUAAAUUCCACCCACAAUUGUUUUUAAUGUUUCCUUUGCCAAAUUUUGUUACGUAUUAUGAAAAUGAUGAAAAAGAUGAAUUUUUUUUAAAAAAAUUAUUUAAACCAAAAUCUUGUCAUUUUAUAAAUAUUGAUGAUUUAACUUUUUACAGCACAUGGAAUG
Dentiscutata heterogama is the source of this 954-nucleotide messenger RNA. NCBI's taxonomy places the organism in Eukaryota, Fungi, Glomeromycota, Glomeromycetes, Diversisporales, Gigasporaceae. The record is from the annotation of a GenBank genome assembly.